UGACAACAGCUGAGCCGCAGCAGGCAGCUGAGGCAGGAGCUGGAGCAGAAAAAUCCGGGCUGGAAGACAGCAAACAGGAUGAUGUCCUGGCGUGAUUAUGGAUUUAAUUCGUUAUUGCAAUUUUGAACUACUGGCCUGCGCGAUUCUCAUCUCAUCGCUGUUUGUGAUAGAUGGUAUAUCCUCUGACAACCUGCCUCCAUCUGUCGACCAGUGCUCCCCGAACCCAUGCCAAAACCGGGCAAUAUGUCGGCUCCGUGGGGACGGAUACUCUUGUUUCUGUGUGCCAGGUUUCCAGGGUGCUCACUGUCAGAUCGACGUAAACGAGUGUGUUUCACAGCCCUGCAGGAAUGGAGCCACCUGUGAGGACAGGGUGGGCAGAUUCUCCUGUCUGUGCACCCCUGGGUUCACUGGGGUCACCUGCGAGGUCCAGAUUGAUGAGUGUCAAUCACAGCCAUGUCUCAAUGGCGGACGUUGUCAUGACUACGCGGGCGGCUUCACUUGCACCUGCGUUGCCGGUUUUCAAGGACAGCAGUGUGAAAUCAACAUCGACGAGUGCCAGGAGCAGCCGUGCCAAAAUGGAGCUCUGUGUAUAGAUGGGGUGAAUGACUACAGCUGCGACUGCUCUCAAACAGGCUUCACUGGCCAACACUGUGAGACCCCCUCACCAACACCAUCACCCUGCUCCUACGAUCCCUGCUUCAACAGCGCCAUCUGCAGGGACAAUCUGGAGAACUACACCUGUGAGUGCUGGCCUGGAUUUGAGGGGAGUCGCUGUGAAAUAGACAUCAAUGAGUGUCGCAGCAGCCCUUGUAUGCAUGGGGGCAGUUGCAUCGAGAGGUCGUGGCAGGCUUUGUACGGAAAUGAGCCUCUUCUGCCUGAACGCUACGACCACCGACAUGCAGCAGGUUCCAUAUGCAGCUGUCCCCCUGGAACAACAGGAUCCCUCUGCCAGGAGGUAAUAAGCCAGUGUGACCCCAGUCCAUGCCAGAAUGGGGGGAGAUGUGAGAGCCGUGCUGGAGGCUACCGCUGUCACUGCCUCAGACCAAGUCGCGAUGGCAUCUUGUACGGUGGAGAAAACUGUGAUGUGAAGUUAGUGGGCUGCGAGGGCCACGAAUGCCAGAACCAAGGCACCUGCUCUCCAUUCCUGUCGGACGGGACUCACGUAUACACCUGCACUUGUUCACCUGGAUUCACGGGACCUCUCUGUCAUGUUCCCACCACCUUUUCCUUUGAACGCAAAGGUUACCUGCUCCUGCAGAAUCCCCUGGCGGAUGUUGAGGUGGCCUGCAAUAUCACCCUGAGCUUUAAGACUGUUAUGCCCCGAGCCCUGUUGUUCCAGCGUAACACACGGGGGCUUCUGCUGAGGCUGGAGCUCGAAGGAGGGCAACUACGCCUCACCCUCACCAAGGAGACCUCUGCUGGGGCCGAGGCAGAAAGCCCAAUCCAGGUGCUGGAGCUUUUGCACGAUGUCGCCGAUGGGCAGUGGUAUUCUGUGGAGGCUGUUCUAGGAAACUGGCUACUCAGUCUCAAACUGCUGAAUGAUGCUGGGAAGUGUGCAAGACAGUCGUGUCACAAGGUGGCCCCCAUCAUAAGCACUGUGGUCGGACUUGUGUCACCUCCUCAAAACACAUUUAUUGGAGGAAUGCGGCAGGACUCUAGUGGCCCCAAUGCCUAUACUUCACUCCCUGCAUUCAUUGGAUGCAUGCAGGAUGUGUUUGUGGACUGGCAGCUCAUCGUCCCCGAGGAAUGGCUGAGUGACUCUGCCGUUAAUGUGUCCCCCGGCUGCAGCCACAGGGACCGCUGCCUAGACGUGCCUUGUCAAAACAGAGGACAGUGUGUGAACCUGUGGCAGAGCUACCAGUGCCAGUGUCCAAGGCCUUACGAGGGGGAAGACUGUGAGGAAGAACAUGUGACCGCUCGCUUUGGGAAUGAGGACUCUCACAGCUACGCAGUCUUCGCCGUCACUGACGACCUGAGUCACAACUUUUCGAUCUCCCUCUUUCUGCGCACGCGGAGGACCAGUGGUCUUCUUUUGGCGCUCACCAACAGCGGCAGCCAGUACCUGCACAUGUUGCUGGAAGAGGGCAGAGUCACGGUUCGCCUCAACAGCUCCGAGAGCCUGAAGUCAGACAGUGCCAUUGACGAUGGAGAAGUCCACUUUGUGAGUGUAGAGGUGGACGGUGGACUGAUGACGCUUUACGUAGCAUCUCAGAAACAAGGCGAUGUGGAGGUUGGGACAGUCAGUAUCCAGGCAGGUGACUCUGUGUAUGUGGGAGGCCUGCUGGAGGAGAGUGCGACUUCAGGGUUUGGUGGAUUUUUCAAAGGCUGUAUUCAGGACCUGAGGAUUGGUGACAGGAGGCUGCAGUUCUUUGGAUUGGACACUUCGGUGAAAUCUUAUCCUCUGGACCUCAUGGAAAAUGUGACUGCCGGCUGCUCCGGGGACAAUGCCUGCAGUAGAAAUCCUUGUCAAAACGGUGGAAUUUGUUACUCAAACUGGGAUGACUUCACCUGUGCGUGCCCCGCCAGUACGGUGGGGCGGCGCUGCGAGGAGGUGAAGUGGUGUGAGCUGUCGCCUUGCCCCAGAGACGCAGAGUGCAGGAUGCUCAAUCAAGGAUAUGAAUGUUACACCAAUGCCACCUUCCUGAACGAGAACACAGUGAUGUCCUACCGGGGAAAUGGCUUCAUAUCGCGCAACCUGACCAACAUCUCCCUAAACCUGCGCACAAGGAAGCGCAAUGCAGCUAUUCUUCAUGCGGAAAAGGGCUCAGCCUUUAUCACGGUCUCUGUCCAGGACGGCCUCCUCUUCAUGGAGCUUCAGAGCACCCCCACAGAUCACAGUGAGGUGGGGGGAGAGGACGGUCGAGUCAGGAGUGUGUCUACGGUCAGUCUCAGCAGCAGGAGGACCGUCAGCGAUGGUGAGUGGCACAAUGUGCACCUGUUCAUGGCUGCGCCGUGGGCACAGACCUCUCGGUGGACGCUGGUGUUGGAUGAGGAAGUAGAAGAGGCCACUACCUCCAGGAGUCAAGGAGGAAACCUGGACUUCCUCAGGCAGGAGGUGGACAUAUUUUUAGGGGGCCUGGCCCCUGACGCUGGCUGGUCCCUGGCUGGUUGUCUGGGCACUGUGGAGCUGGGUGGCAUCGCUCUACCUUACUUCACCUCCUCUGAUGUGAACCUCCCACGCCUGCAGGAAGAGACAUUUGUCCGUAUGUCGUUGCAUCCGCCUCUCGUGGGCUGCAGCGGGGCGUCCGUGUGCGAGCCCAACCCCUGUCUGAACGGGGGCGAGUGCCAGGACCUCUUCAACACCUACAACUGCAGCUGCACAGAGGGCUGGGCGGGGAGGCACUGCAACUUCUUCAGGGACACCUGCGCUUCCAACCCCUGCGUUCAUGGCAACUGCAGCAUCAACGGGCUGACCUACGAGUGCGCCUGUGACUUUGGCUACGCGGGCGUGGACUGUGAGGAAGAGGUGGACGUGUGCGAAAACCACCUGUGUGCCCAUGGGGGCACCUGCUUGCACGGGCCGGACCGCUACGCCUGCCUCUGUGCCGAGAACUACACCGGACCUCUCUGCAAUGAGCGCGUUGAAGAAAUUCCAUGGUACAUUGUUGUCAAAAAUGUACGACCAAAGCUGCCGGUUUCUGUGUGUGGUGACGAUAACAGAAAUUACACCUGCUUCAACGGUGGAAAUUGCACUGAGCGGGAGCUUUCCUGUGACUGUCCACCAGGAUUCAUCGGUCACAGGUGUGAACAGGAGGUGGAUGAGUGCAAGUCCAACCCCUGUCUGAACGGAGGCUACUGCCGUAACCUCAUCAACAAGUUUGUCUGUGUGUGCGACAUGAGCUUCGCUGGAGACGUGUGCCAGACGGACCUGACCUCGGGGGGUUUGACCUCUGACCUCUUGCUGUCCAUCAGUCUGGCGUCUGUCAUGCUGCUGCUGGUUCUCAUCCUGAUCUCCGUCGGCCUGGUGGUGGCGCUGAAUCGCAGAGCAACCCACGGCACCUACAGCCCCAGCAGGCAGGAGAAAGACGGGUCGAGGGUGGAGAUGUGGAGCAUCACGCAGCCGCCGCCCAUGGAGAGGCUGAUCUGAGCUGCGGGUUGCGCCUGGGUGCGCGUGAAGAGAGAUGAGCCGGUACCGUCUAAAGAAUGGACGCCAUGGGACGCUUCUCACAUGCAAAGUGAAGAAGGUUCAUUUUCAGUUGACGAUCCUGACCAGCCUGCCGAGAGACACAGUAACCUGCAGCCGUCUAUCCAUCUUCAGCACAUGCAGGAAGUGUGUUGUUUCAUUGUGUUACUGCUCAGCUGAGACUUUCCUCCAUCUCCCUGCAGCGACUUGCACCGGUCGACCCGGUGUACGAGUUCAACCAUCUAAGAGCAUAGAUCUGAGCUCAGGAUGUAUUGAGUGUGUCAGAUGCUUGUUUGAUCUCAUCCAUAUUUCUGUGAUUGAAGGAGCAGUGAGCACCGAAAAACUGAUAUCAAUCUUGGAGACGGAGUUAUACUGAAAAUAACUCAGUAUGCUGCAAACAGCUGCUUCCGCAUUUUCUUAUUGCAAAAUAAAUGCGAAUUAAAAAAAAAAAAAAAAAAAAAAAAACAGAACCAGCACCACGAUGGUUCAUC
Molecule: messenger RNA, 4614 nt
Organism: Salarias fasciatus (jewelled blenny)
Lineage: Eukaryota; Metazoa; Chordata; Actinopteri; Blenniiformes; Blenniidae
Gene: crb1
Product: crumbs cell polarity complex component 1
Exons: 13
Coding region: 98-4087 (1329 amino acids)
Biological process (GO): Notch signaling pathway
Molecular function (GO): calcium ion binding; Notch binding
Source: RefSeq, a predicted model, not a curated record